ACCUGCCCGCUGACACACAUUUUCCACGUGACUUGUGAAGUUGCGAUGGGGGCCAUAUGGUACAGAAGUGUUGCGUUUGCAGUGAGGUCGGGGAACAAUGAACUUCGCUCCGUUUACGGGGCAUCUACCGACGACGGCGACAGCGAUUCCGACAAUCCAUCAGUUCGCUGCGAAGUUUGGCUAUGAGGGCAGUGGUAAUGGCGGGGUGGUGCAAGAGACGCGCUACCAGGCUGGCAGCGGCGGGGUGCAAUUCGCAGUCGCGCCAGGCUCGACUACUAACGUAUCUGUGGACGGGGUCAAGUUCCGCCAGGCCGAAAGCGUAGUCGUAGUGAGCGCCGCGCAGCCCGGCACUGUUACGCUAGCCGGUCUCGCGCCUAUUCAUACUGUGAACACUGGCGUUAAAUACCAAACAAUCUCAGCGUCCACAUCAUCUGUGAACCUGGGCAAUAUCACCUACGGCGGGCAGACGAGCUAUGUGCAAGCGGAAAGCGUUCAGCAGUUAAAAGCCGAGAAGAGAGAAGAGAUACAUCAUGAUCUUAUGGCUACUAUGAUGCAGCAGCAUCAGGUAACCCAAGCAACGCCCCUUCAACAAGGGCAGCAGUUAUUAGUCGUGCUGCAUGAGCCGAAGGAGGCUGCCGCCAUCGCGCGCGCGAUUAAGCAAGAAACGCGACCUGACAGAAAUGCUAAUGCUACCGCUAAUGAAUAUAUAAUUCUGUCCCCAGGUAUUGGCGACGUGACCGACUCUUCCACCUGGCAGACAUUAACCGGUGGUGUAACAGACUAUCUCUCCGCGCUACCUCUGCCCUUGCAUCAUCUUCUCAAGUAUUCCACACCCGUGUCCUCAGUGGAAGGCAAGAACGAACCAACUAUAGUAACAGUCGCCACCAAUUCACUUGCUACCGUGCCCGCUAUUACAGUGCCAGCAAGCAGUGUGGUGGUACAAAGUGCAACGAUUGUGAAUCAAAGCGAAAGCAACUCACCCAUAAAUACUGCCAGUACGGUCAUCGUCUCGAAGAAGAAGAAAAAGAAGAAGGGCAAAGAGAAGAAACAGAGACCUAAGCCGGGAGAAAUACGACUCACUACUGCACUUGAUGGCAGCACGCUAUAUUGUUGUCCAGAAUGUCACAUGGCAUAUCCAGAGAGAGGAUUGUUGGAGCAGCAUCUUGUCGGACAUACCAUGGAAAGAAGGUUUAUCUGCGAUAUUUGUAACGCGGCGUUAAAACGCAAAGACCAUCUGACGCGUCACAAGCAAUCACACAACCCGGAGCGUCCGCACGUUUGCUCGGUUUGCCUCAAGGCCUUCAAGAGAAAGGAGCAACUCACUCUGCACUUUGUCAUACACUCGGGGGAGAAGCGGCAUGUUUGCAAUGAAUGCGGAAAAGGAUUCUACCGCAAAGAUCACCUACGCAAGCACACCCGUUCGCACAUCGCUCGGCGCGUGAAAGCCGAGCUAUGCCAGGGGGAAGACUCUUCUCCCCCACUGGCUACUCCCCCCGCACCCGCACCAGCCCCGGAGCCCUCCUGACCCGAUGAUAAAAACGAUCUGAUGACACUCAUCGCCGCUGCAAAAGACGUUCCGUUUUAAACGUGCCCAAGUCGAUGGUGAGUGGGGAUGAGGUUUAUUGAACUAGGAAUGCACCGACGAGGUUGUGUCGUUAGUGCUUUCACGCAUCUAAAUAGCGCAGUUAUUUAGACAAAUGCUUAGUUGUUUGGAAUCAUUUAAAUUAUGAAUUUUUACGGUGGCAUGUCACAGACCUGCAUAUUCACGCUCGAACCUCACUGUUUUGUUUACACGUCAGGGUUUCAUUUGUGGAUAUAUAAAUAUACGAUACUAUUGUGUCCAUCAUACUCAUACUCACUUUGGUUUGUCGGAAAAAAGGGGGUGACAAUGGUAACGCCACAAG
Molecule: messenger RNA, 1904 nt
Organism: Hyposmocoma kahamanoa
Lineage: Eukaryota; Metazoa; Arthropoda; Insecta; Lepidoptera; Cosmopterigidae
Product: zinc finger protein 583-like
Exons: 8
Coding region: 98-1525 (475 amino acids)
Cellular component (GO): nucleus
Source: RefSeq, a predicted model, not a curated record